GUUUUUGUUUUUUGUUACCUUGUUUAAAAUAUUUUUGAAUUUGCUCACUGACAGUUAUUGUAGGAUUAUUACUUUCUGUUGUUUUAUAACUUUGGUGUUUUUUUAAUUAUUUGUGACUCUAAACUUUUACAAACUUUACUAAUAUUAUUUAUAAUAUUUAUUUCUAUAACUUUUUUUACUUUUUCUGCUGUUUCUAUCAUGGCGGCCAAUUCCCACAACUCACAGACCAACACCAAUGUUUCAGCAACUUCAAAUACUUGCCUUGAAUUGGCCCUUGAAGGUGAAAGAUUAUGUAAAAGUUGUGAUUUUGAAGGUGGCAUCAACUUUUUUGAAGCUGCCAUAAACAUUGGUACAAGCGACAAAAAGACACUUUCUGCGAUCUACAGUCAAAUUGGUAAUGCUCAUUUUUAUUUAUCAAAUUAUGAAACUGCUUUGCACUAUCACUCUUUGGACCUUCAACUAGCCAAGUCAAUGAAAGACAUCAUCGGUGAAGCAAAGGCCAGUGGAAAUUUAGGAAAUACUCUGAAAAUGUUGGGUCAAUUUGAAGAGGCUGCCAUUUAUUGUGAUAAACAUUUACAAAUAUCUCGGUCUUUGAAUGAUAAAGUUGGUGAGGGCCGCGCUCUCUAUAAUUUAGGUAAUGUGUACCACACCAAAGGCAAACAUCUUGCAUCCAAUAGCUUUCAAGACCCAGGUGACUUUCCCGAUUAUGUGAAGAACUGUUUUCUUCAAGCUGUCGAUUAUUAUGAGAAAAAUUUACAAUUGAUGAUUGAACUUGGAGACAAAUCCGCUCAAGGUCGUGCUCUUGGUAAUCUUGGAAAUACCCAUUAUUUAUUGGGUAAUUUUGAUCAAGCUAUUUAUUACCACACUGAGAGAUUAAGAAUUGCUCAAGAAUUCAAAGAUAAAGCUGCUGAAAGGAGAGCUCAUUGUAAUUUGGGUAACGCUCAUAUCUUUCUCUGGGAUUUUGAAAAAGCUAUUUACAAUUUCAAACAAACACUAAUCAUCGCCCAAGAACUCCGAGAUAAAGUUUUGGAAGCUCAAGCAUAUUACAGUCUUGGUAACACGUACACUCUUCUGAGAGAUUUCAAGACCUCCAUUGAUUAUCAUCUUAAACAUCUUGAAUUGGCCCAAGAACUAAGUGAUCAAGUUGGCGAAGGACGAGCCUAUUGGAGUCUUAGUAAUGCUUUUAAUUCCAUUGGCAACCACAAAGAAGCUCUCAAUUUUGCUUACAAACAUCUCGAUGUGUCCAAAAAAAUUGGUGAUAAAAUUGGACAAGAAACAGCUACCAAGACUAUUUCUGAGUUGCGACUUUUAUUGAAUAAGGAGGGAAUUUCAUCUUCAACUGUAAAUAAGAGUGAAAAAACACCAGAGAGACCCAAAAACAAAAGACUUAGCAUGGAAAAUAUGAAUCUUUUAAAAUUAACUCCGUCCAAACAAGAUGAAGAUAUAUUUAUCCCAAGUGUAAGCACCAAUAACAGUGUUGCUAGUGGCAGUCGAAGUAACAUUGCUUCCAAUGGUAACAUAGCUAUAAAAAGCGAAGAGGAAGAUCAUUUCCUCGAUUUAUUAGUGAAAUCUCAAGGUAAACGGAUGAAUGAUCAAAGAUGUUCUUUUGACCCAUUGGAAAAUAAAGAAAAUUGUAGGCCUAAAUCCUCUCGAUACAAGAGAGGAGCUGUAACUACAAGCACACAGAACCCUAUUAGUAAUUCUGCACUUCCAACCAACAACCAGCCCGAUGUAAACAGUAACAAUGGCUCUCAAAGUCGCUCCAACACUCUACGUGGUAAUAAUUCAACUACAUCUAACACUCGUUCUAUGGGUAACUCACAGAGUGGCUCUUCCGCUUAUUCAACCUCAGAAUCAACUCAUUUGAUAGCAAACAAUAACGAAAAUCCCGAUGAUCUAUUCAAUCUAAUUGAAAAUAUGCAAAGUCGAAGAUUUGACGAACAAAGAGCUCCGCUUUUGAAGCGCAGUUUUACGAUAAAUGGAUCUGAUUAUUAUUCAGGUUCAAAUGGCUCAACCAUGACCAGGCAGCAUAGUUCUGAACGUUAUAGUAAUCAUGGUUCAUCAAAUGGAAAUCGUAAUACUCAACUUCCAACAACAACUUCAUCAAGUUUACCACCUGAUGAUGAUUUCAUUGAACAAUUAAUCAGGUGCCAAUCUAGCCGAUUAGAAGAUCAAAGAUGCGUCUUACCUCCAACACUCAAUUCGAAUAACCGAGAGACAUCGCUCAAUAAUUAUACUACUCGACGAUCUUUGCGUUCUAACGAUAGAUCAAGAUCAUCUAAUGUAACUAAUCAAACUAAUCGUCAUCCUUCUCGAAUUUCAUCUCAAACGUCAAACGGUAACUCCCGAGGAUCAACUUUACCUGACGAAGAUUUCUUCAGUUUAAUAAUGCGCUUUCAGUCUGCCAGAAUAGAAGAUCAACGAUUUGUACUUCCACCUGGUAAUAAUCAAUAUCGCCAUCCAAAUAGAAACAAUUUGCCGUCCUAUCCACAGUCCGUGAGCAGUAGGAAAAGCUCUGUAUCUGAUGACGAAAGAACAAAAUGUUCCAAGGUUUAAUGAGCUUAAUUCAUUUCAUCAGAUUCAAUUCAUCUUGUCAUUCUACCAUUGUAACGUCAUCAACUUAAUUUUACAGUCAAUUUACAUUGAAAAAGUCCAUAAUUAAAAUGAAAAAAUACAGGAAACCAAAGUUACCAACUUGGUCGAAAUGCAGUGGUGUUAGUAAUGCAUGAAAAUCCAUUUAAAAAUGAAAAAUCACUCAAUAAUUUUAAAAAUUUAAUAUAAUCUGAAUGAGUAUCUCUGAUUUUAGUCAAUCUCCAUGUAUUUUUCGUCUUUAUCAAAAGAUAAUUUUAAACGUUUAAAUUAUUAAAAGUAUUAAUGUUGGGCUGUAA
Tetranychus urticae (two-spotted spider mite) is the source of this 2888-nucleotide messenger RNA. RefSeq names its product G-protein-signaling modulator pins (gene pins). Gene Ontology annotation, biological process: establishment of mitotic spindle orientation. Gene Ontology annotation, molecular function: G-protein alpha-subunit binding; GDP-dissociation inhibitor activity. NCBI's taxonomy places the organism in Eukaryota, Metazoa, Arthropoda, Arachnida, Trombidiformes, Tetranychidae. The record is from RefSeq and is a predicted model, not a curated record. Gene Ontology annotation, cellular component: cell cortex.